Ruditapes philippinarum (Manila clam) is the source of this 4381-nucleotide messenger RNA. Its product is annotated as protein YIPF1-like. Lineage: Eukaryota; Metazoa; Mollusca; Bivalvia; Venerida; Veneridae. The transcript is spliced from 7 exons. Gene Ontology annotation, biological process: vesicle-mediated transport. The record is from RefSeq and is a predicted model, not a curated record. Gene Ontology annotation, cellular component: membrane; Golgi apparatus. Gene Ontology annotation, molecular function: small GTPase binding. The coding region runs from base 12 to 1361 and encodes 449 amino acids.
UUAACCGAGACAUGCUGAAGAAACGCUCAUUGAAAAUUACACUUUUCAAGCGUUUCGUGUGUAACAAAAGGGAAACAACUCUUGAAUUACAAAUAUUGACGUGGAAACAAGAAAAAAUUGUAAUAAUGAGUGGUAAAGAUGGGUUAGAUUUUCAUGAUAGUGGGGGUGAUGAUGUUUUGUUUGAUCAAAGUGGAGGACAUACAAUAACAUUCACAAAUUUCCCGGAUUCUGCUGUAGAUGAUGAAGAUUCCGGCGAUAAAUCUCAGUUACUGAAGGAAGAUGGAGAUAAAAGAGCACCUUCAUUCUGGACAUUUGAGUACUACCAGCAGUUCUUUGAUGUAGAAACCACACAAGUGUUCAACAGAGUUGCAGGUUCUAUGAUGCCACUACCCAAAAGGAACUACUUGCAGGCCAACAUUCGACCUAAUCCUGAUCUAUACGGCCCAUUUUGGAUUUGUACAACAUUAGUGUUCACAACUGCUAUAGCAGGAAAUCUUGCCAACUACCUGUCUUCAGCUGGCAAGGAUUACCAUUGGAGAUAUGAUUUUCAUAAAGUAACUUUUGCGGCAACAGCAAUCUUCAGCUAUUGGUGGCUUAUACCGGCAACAAUGUAUGGGUUUUUAUGGUGGAGAAAAUCACAGGCUGGCUUUACAUUCCUAGAGAUAUUGUGUGUCUAUGGUUAUUCUUUAGCCAUAUAUAUACCAAUCUCUAUAUUGUGGGUUAUAAAUGUCACUUGGUUAAAGUGGGUUCUGGUUGUUGUUGGUGCGGUAUUGUCCGGUGGUGUACUUGUCAUAACAUUCUGGCCCGCAGUGAAAGAGGAGACGAAAAAUGUGGCUGCUGUGUUCCUAGGUCUUGUUUUCUUGUUGCAUCUUGCCCUUGCUGCAGGUUUUGUUCUAUAUUUCUUCCACGUUCCUCCACCAAUAACUUCAGUGACUACACCAGCUCCAGCCACUUCACCAAAACCACCACUCAUUCCUGAAAAACUUAAAGCCAGUGUUCCAGCCAUGAUUAGUCAAAAAGCAGGUGCUCCAAAACUUGACACACAAAAUAACGGCAAUUUACUAAAUCACAAUCCUAAUGUUGGUCAAAAUGUUCAACAGAAUAAUAAUAUUGAUAAGGGUAAUAUAGCUGCUGGAAAUGUUAAUCAGGUAGGACAACAGGUAGGACAACAGGCUGUGAAUGUUGCCUCAAACACUGGCAAUAAAAGUGGUAUUGGUGGACAAAAUAAUGCUGAAGGUGUUCAAAAGAUUGCCAGUGAUGAUAAAGUUAGAACAAAAUUAGAUGCAGACAAUGUUAAAACUAAUCUAGAAAGAAACAUUGAGAAAAGAGAUGGUAGACACAAAAUAUCUAAAAAGAUAUAGACUGUUAAAAAAGGGUAGAAGGAGAGACAGGUGGCAUAGGAAAUUUAAUCAUCUAAAUUUGAUCUAACAUCCAUAUUUAAUGCACGCAGGAGACUAAGUCUUAUAUAAUGCUUCAAUCAGUCCAUUUAACAAAUCAUAAUUAAGAGAGUACCUUUCGAAUUUGGUUGGACUGCGAGAAUUAAAUGUAUGCCUAGGUCAGGGACCAAAUGUGGUUUAUUGUUGGUGAAUUUAACUAUGUAGGGUGGAAAGUAACACAUUUUUAUGUCAGUAGAGUAGAUUAUUAUGAUUAUUGUUCCCAGUCAGUCAGAUAUAGACUAUGUAAGACAGAAUAAGUACACACAUGAGUACAAGGAAGUCCAUAAAGUUACCUUCUCAUACACACCUGUUAAUUUAUUGACAGUAGUUGGUACUAAUUCAGAAUUGUUUGACUGGUCACAUGCUUUUGUUUUGUAUUUUCGUUUAUAAAGUUUUGAUUAUUGAUUUUUUUUCUUCAACCAUCUCUCUCUUAGAUAAUAUAUGUAGUUUUUGUUAAGUAAACAAUUCUUUUACUCUUAAUUAAAAAGAACAAAUAAAAUCCUGAUGUCCUCAGAUGUCAAAGGAAAUAAUAUUUGUUUGUUGCUGAUUUAUUUAGGGGUAAUUUUUCUGACAAAAAACUAUUUCCAGAAAAACUUAUACAGAGAAAUAAAACAAUUGACUUAUCAACCUGGCAACAUAAUUUCUCUGACAUGCUUGUAAACAUGGUGGGAUUUUUUGCUGAGAUAAUGGAUUUUUCUUCUUCUUUUUUAUGCAAUUAUACUGAGUCAUUUUUGUUUUAUAGUGUAAAAUACAAUACUUGGUAAUCUUUUACACUAUUCUGUAUAAGAAGUCAUAUUAGCAUACUAAGAUACGGUUAUUAUUUAAUAUGGUAAUUAUUUUAGCAACACUUUUGAUAAAAGUUGUUAUUUCUGAAUGGACUACCUAGACUUGGUGUUAAAAUGAAGUUACUGCAUUGGUAAUAUAAUUAUGCUGAAAUCCUUCUUUAAAAUGAGUUAUACAUUUUGCUGUGAUACUUAAAUAUAUAUUAUGCAUAUAUGAACAGUAUUUAUUGAAUAGACAAUCUCUACAUGUAGAAUCAUUCUGAAAAUGUGACAACAAUCUGUCUUUACUGAAAAAAAAUACAGUUCAUUAAAUUCAUGAUUAAUAAAUAAUAUGAUAAAAAGAUGCUCAUUCUUGUGAAUUUUGACAGAUUAUAAAGUGUGUUGUUAUGUUUAUAACAAAUAGUUUUGUGAGACACAAUAAAAAUAUCAUCUUGAGAAAAAUACUGAUACCUAAGGCAUUAGCCGAGGAUAAAAGUAUUUUAAGAGGGAUGAUAUUGUUUCUGUUGAAAACCUAUGUGUUAUUGAUUUUAUUACCUCUAACAAAUACUUCAUUUGGACACUGUUUCUAAAGGUUUUAUUUUUCAGAUUUUCAUUGCGAAAAAGUACUGUUACUUAUGUAACAGUACAAAAUUUUAAGUCACAUGAUACACUUAAAUUAACAGUAAGAAUAACUCCCAAUGGCCUAUGGGAAAUUAACAUUACAGAAAUAGUGAGGGGAAAUAGAUUUAAAUAUUGCACAGUUGGAAGGUAGAAAUAUUGACAUACUGUUAUUACUUCAGAUAUGAUGACAGUAAUUUGAAUAAUGAUAUGAUAAUAAACUCCCAACUGCAAAUAGUUCACUUUAUUUUCAUUGUCUUGUCUUAAUAGCUUAUUAUGUGUACACUUGUAUUCUUUCAUUACAUGUUCUGUUGGUUGUUAUGUUUGGUAUUCAAAUUAUUGUAAAAAAUGUUACUGUCAUGUUUAUAUAUGCAUAAUAUAUGUUUAAUAAUAUUUAGAAAGUUUGAUAAUAUUUGAUAAAAAUUUGUUUACUUAAUUUCAAUUAUCACUUUAGUUUCAUCUGAACUUACUAAUUAUGUCUAUAUAAAGUUAUGUUAUAAUGCAUAUAUUAAAUUCUAAUCAACUACUUGUAUAAACAGUUAGUAAAGAGUACAUGUUUUAAUAUUUUUGGAUAGCAAAACAUUGAUAAUUUUUACACUUUUUGGAAUGCAAAGCUUUCUAAAGGAACAUUAUUUGUAUUAGAAUGUUAGCUUUCAUUUCUGAAAAUUAUUGGACUGAAGUGUCUUACCAAGAUAAUGGGCUGCAUGUAAAUAAUGUGAAGUAGGCUACUGGCAUGUAUAUUUAAAUUUUUACAAAUUUUAAAAUUAUAGGCAUUUAUACAUGUAUAUUAAAAGUUCAGUUUCAAAUGAUUACAUUUGGGUUAAUUUAUAGGUACAUGCAACCAAGUUUUAAGUGUAUAAAAUAGACACUUAUUUAGUUUGAGGUAAGUGGUUAAGGCUCACAGCUGACUUUACACCACUUUUUCCACACUACCCUGGGUUUGAAUCUUAGUAAGGAUAUCUUGUAUAUGAGGAAACCACCUAGCUAGCUUACAGAAAGGCAGAGGUUCUACUCAGGUGCCCACUUGUAUCUGAAAUAAUGCAACAGUGGAGCACCCGAGGUCUUCCUUUAUAAACAAAGCUGGAAUGUCACCAUGCUACCUUUACAGUGUUAGUCUAACUUAAAUCCCAAUCAGAAAAAAACUUACCUCUAGUAUGUUCAAGUGAAAGUAAGUAAUAGCCUAAUAGGACUAAUAAUAAUAGGACUUAAACUUUUUUCUUGUGAAAUUUGGUGGAAUGCCAUAAUGUUGCUGAAUCCUUAAGAGGUUGACAGUACUAAAAUGAACAAUAAAGUAUAACAAGCUCUUUUGUCUAAAACUUAGAUGAGGCAACGUAUAUAAUAAAUUUGGUCUUAUUUAUUUUGAAGUAAUCUUGGUUGGUACUGAUAAGUUUUUCAUGAGUUCUCUGUCCUGGAAUAGGGGAACAAUAUAUUUCACAUGUUAGGUUUAUUGAAAUACUUAUAUGUAAAUGUUUUAUUUAUUGCUUUUAUUUAUAUUUGAUAUUAUAUUUAUGAUUUUGUGAUUUGUACUGUUUUGUUCUUUCUUGAUUGUAAAUAAAAAAUGUGGGA